Vicia villosa (hairy vetch) is the source of this 2674-nucleotide messenger RNA. RefSeq names its product protein kinase STUNTED-like. Gene Ontology annotation, biological process: protein phosphorylation. The coding region runs from base 593 to 2479 and encodes 628 amino acids. Gene Ontology annotation, molecular function: ATP binding; protein kinase activity. The record is from RefSeq and is a predicted model, not a curated record. The transcript has 11 exons. NCBI's taxonomy places the organism in Eukaryota, Viridiplantae, Streptophyta, Magnoliopsida, Fabales, Fabaceae.
UUCAUACACACACAUUAAUAACUAUAACCAUUAACUAAAAUCCAAUAAUUUCUACACCUAGAUCCUAAACAAUCCACCGGUAUACACCAUUAACUAACCCACAACCUAAACGUUCCACUUCCAUUGGAAGCAACAAAUCGAAACGCAAUGGCUAUCCAACCCUCCCUCCCCGUAAUAUUCGUCUUUCAUCGGUUCAUCACAACAUAACCCCACCGGGUAUCCAGGGUUUCCCGCGAAAAUGUCCGGUUUCACUCCACUCUCAAAUCAAUAACUAACCAAAUCUUCACUUGCGGUUAUCAUCAUAAUUCAUAAAUCAUCGUAAUCAUAAUCAUAAUCAUAAUCUAACUAACAUUUUCGCAGCAAUUUUAAUUUUUAACACCUCGUUAAAUUCAUCAACCUUUUUUUCUCUCUUCUUUCUCUUCUAUUCAAGAAAUUCAAUUUACUUGUAGCAGGUGUAAAUUCAGAUUUAAAAAAAAUUAGAGGAUGAGUUUGUUUUUGUUCAUGCGAAAACUCGGAGGAAUAUUCUUCUGUGAAUUUAAGAAAGAGUUGAAGCAAGAGAUGUUUUGGGAUUGAAGACAAGACAGAACAAAAAAUGACAGUUGAAAAGAGGUUUGUUUUGGUUGGGAUUAGAAUUGAUAGUCAAAGCAGACAGCUUUUAAAUUGGGCUCUUGUUAAAGUUGCUGAGCCUGGUGAUUGUGUUGUUGCUGUUCAUGUAGUUAAAACCAAAAGUUCAGAUGAUGUUUUGAAAAUCAAGAGUAUCAUAGAUGGGUAUUUAGAAGUUUAUGAAGGCUUGUGUGAUGUCAAGAAGGUUGGUCUUUCGGCGAAAAUCUUAACGGGAAGAUCGAUUCGAAACAUUCUUGUUAGAGAAGCAAAAGACCAUGGUGCUUUGGCUCUAGUGGUAGGGGGUAAGUCUGCCACGGCUAAGUAUUGCGCCAAACAACUUCCACUAACCAUCAAUGUUCUGGCCGUCCAAGAUUCAAGGAUUGUCUUCGGGAGGUGUAACAAUAAACUACCACGAGGUAGUUUUAUAUUGGAUCCAAGACCAAGCAUAGAUUACCCGGGUGACGGAAUAAUCCAAUCUGAAAAGCACAAGUCACGGUCGAUAUCCAUGUUUGCAGGUGAUCCUUCUGAGCAAAAGCUUGGAUGGCCUCUACUUUGCAGAACGCAUUCAGAAAUCUCACAAAGCUGUCAUGAAAGGGACAUGUCAGUAGUACAAUGGGUAAUGACUUUACCAGAUCGUUCAUCGGAAAAUAGUCCUCAAUCAACUUCCAGCGACGAAAAUCCUUUCGAAAGGAGCACCAGCGACAUUCUUGAGGAUGAGAGCAUAAAAAAUUAUUUAUCUCCAUCUGUUGUGCUACCAAAAGGCCUAGAGGAGAUAUUAAAUGUAAAUUCACUCAAUUGCAAGUGGUUCUCCCUUGAGGCUCUUAAGUAUUGCACUAGCCAAUUCUCUUCAGAAAAUUUGAUUGGGAAAGGCGGGAGCAACCGUGUGUACAAAGGAGUUCUCUCCGAUGGAAAACCAAUUGCAAUUAAAGUAUUGCGACAAUCAAAAGAAGCCUGGAAAGAUUUUGCCUUUGAGAUGGAAAUUAUAUCCCCGUUGAAGCACAAAAACAUUUCUCAACUACUUGGAAUUUGCAUAGAGGAUAAUAAUACGUUAAUAUCCGUUUAUGAUUAUUACCCCAAAGGCAGCUUAGAGGAAAAUCUACAUGGAAAGAACAAAGAUGGAUCCAUUUUGUCAUGGGAAGUGAGGUUCAAUGUAGCGGUUGGAAUAGCUGAGGCCCUUGAUUACCUACACACAGAAACCUUGAAGCCUGUUAUACAUAGAGAUGUCAAGUCUUCAAACAUUCUUCUUUCCCAAGACUUCGAACCACAAUUGUCUGAUUUUGGACUUGCAAUAUGGGGACCAACAAAAACACCUUUUUUGACACAAGAAGAUGUAGUAGGAACAUUUGGUUAUCUUGCUCCUGAAUACUUCAUGUAUGGAAAAGUCAGUGACAAGAUAGAUGUUUAUGCUUUUGGUGUAGUACUACUUGAACUAAUAUCAGGUAGGGAACCAAUCAGUUCUGAACCUUGCAAAGGACAAGAGAGCUUAGUAGUCUGGGCAAAACCAUUAAUAGAGAAUGGGGAUGUUAAAGGUUUGCUGGACCCGAAAUUAGAAGGGAAGUGUGAUGAAACACAAUUGCAAAGAAUGGUUUUAGCGGCAUCUUUAUGCAUCACACAAGCAGCUAGACUUCGUCCUAAAUUUAAUCAGAUACUGAAGAUCCUAAAAGAGGGCGAUGAAGUCGAACAUUGCUUCAACGAGCAAUCAGAAAAUGAAGAAAACAUCGAUGACGAGGUGUAUCCACAUUCAAGUGCAGAGUUACACCUAACACUUGCAUUACUUGGUGUUGAUGAAGACAGUACAUCAUCAUGUAGUAGUACAGACCACAGGUAUAGUGAGAAUUUGAAAGACCAAUGGAGCAGGUCUUCAAGUUUUAACUAGUUUUGUUUUCAGUUCUAAAACCUGUUUAGUUUGUUGUGCAUGUACAGUUACAUUAAGAAAGGAAAUAAAAAAGUGUUACACCCAUUGAUGAGGAGUUUUGUAGAUUUAUGCAUUUAACAUCUUUUGCAAGUGGGCUACUACACCAAAAUGAAAAAGGUAAUGAAGAUUCUGCAUUAUAUGCAGAAAAUGAUAUCA